CCUAACCUUGUUUUCAGCCCGUUUCUUCGCCGUUUUUCUUUUCCAUCCUAACGAGUCUGUGUCCCGUUGCCCAUCGCCGGCGGCUCGACUAAGUGGGGUGGCGAUGGCGUUGGAGAUGCGGAAACUGUACGUCGGCGGGCUCCCGCCGUCGGCGCACGAGGAGGAACUGAAGGAACACUUUGCCCGCUACGGCGAAGUGCUGUGCGCCCGUGUCGUCCGUCACCGGGACACCGGGUAUCCCCGUGGCUUCGCGUUCGUGGAGUUCGCCGACGACGAAGGCCCGCGUGCCGCGCUCGAGGAUAAGGAGAAGGCCAACCACGUCUUCGGCGGCCGCACUGUUGAUGUGAAGAGAGCGAGAGUGAAGCCGCGAUAUCAAACUGAGCAAUCUUUCUACCAAUACAAUCAAAAUCAGAGUCCAGGAUGGUACAAUCAAUCUUCUAGCAACACAAAUGCUGGAUAUGCUGGUUAUGGCAGUAGGAGCUGUGAUCCAAACAAAGUCUUUAUUGGUGGGCUACGAGGUAAUAUUACCAAGGAGGACCUCAAAAGUUAUUUUGGGAAGUUUGGCGCAAUAAAUGAUGUUGUUGUGAUCUGUGAUGGACUUACUCAUAAGUCGAGGGGCUUUGGUUUUAUUACGUUUGACUCAGAGGAUUCUAUGCUGAAGGUUCUGGAGAAUUCAUAUCAUGACUUGAAUGGAACAAAAGUGGAAACCAAGGUUGCAAUUCCAAAGGAUCACAGCUACUACCAUCAUAGUCAGCAGAAUAGUCCGAUGAACUGGGCUGGAAACAGUCCUUCUUACAGCUAUGGAGUGUACCCUCCACAGAAUCUGCAUUAUAUCGUUACUAACCAAAACCAUUACAUGGUUCCUUACAUGUAUCCACCAUUUGCAACUGGAGAAUAUGGCUACAUGCCUAACACAGGUGCUCCCAUGGUGGCAAGGCAAGGUGGUUCGAUAUACAGAGGUUAUAGAGCACCUUCUGCAUAUGAUUAUGUGGGUACAAAUCUCAAUGGUGUUUACAGUGUGGAUACUGGAAGUGAAAGCAAAACUAAUCAAGUCAUGACAAAUCAGCAAGAAGUUGACAGCCCCAGAACCAAUACUUCCAAACAAGAACCUUCAGACUCGGUGUCUACGACCUUAUUGUGACCAGGCUACUAUUACAACAUUGUAACGUUGGACAGCAAACAUGUUAUCUGGAAACUCAAGCAACUGUGAAGAAUCCGAUGACAGAAUAUAUCCCUGGAAUUGCUCCACUUACCCUCGUUCCUUUUCAACCUUCUGUACAUGGAGUACAAACAACCGGCAAUUGACCGGGCCGUAUUAAAUUCUUUGUUACUGCUGUUAUUGUUUUUCUUGUGACAGAUAUUUUAUAUUUCUUCUUGGUUUCACAUAUUCGGUGCAUGGUUAUUUAAAAUGUUUUGUUUC
Messenger RNA from Brachypodium distachyon (stiff brome), 1420 nucleotides. RefSeq names its product RNA-binding protein 1. Gene Ontology annotation, molecular function: RNA binding. The coding region runs from base 104 to 1141 and encodes 345 amino acids. NCBI's taxonomy places the organism in Eukaryota, Viridiplantae, Streptophyta, Magnoliopsida, Poales, Poaceae. The transcript has 3 exons. The record is from RefSeq and is a predicted model, not a curated record.